Molecule: messenger RNA, 734 nt
Organism: Periconia digitata
Lineage: Eukaryota; Fungi; Ascomycota; Dothideomycetes; Pleosporales; Periconiaceae
Source: the annotation of a GenBank genome assembly
CCACCACGAUCUGAAUACCACAGUCCAAAGCACCAGCAUUACCACAGCUUCAAGAAAUAACCAUGUUUUUCAACUCCCUUGUCCUACUUGCUUCCGUGGCGCAAGCCGCGAUCCUAUCGCCAAACGACAACACUCGCCUCGUCACCUCAGACCGACGCCUCGCAGCUUUUGCAGACCCUAUCAGGGUGGUAAACGGCACCAUUACCUCCUUCACCGUCACCGAAGGAACGGGAUGCACAGCCGGAACCUACCACACGCAGCCCUACGAGCCGGGAAAAUCCGCAAACACAUACGUAGAUAUUGACAACUUUGUCUACAACAGCACCACGUCUUCGGAGCCCGCGACGUGCGGGUUCGAAGUCGGCGUCGAAUUCGUCGUGCCAGACGAGCUGGAGGAAGGCGGAGAGCUCGAAGUCAUCCUCACCUCCGCCGCCACCACUCUCAACGAGUACGAGGCCGGCGACGAGACCAGGGAGACGAAUUUCAAUUACCUAUACAGCAUUUAUGGGCAGUUGGGAUCGGAGAUUCUUGAUACGGGGAUUCUGUAUACCAGAGUUGCCGAUGGCCCUGAUGAGCCGAAAAUCGCGGCGGGUUUGUACACCACCGGUGUACCUGGGGAGACCGUCUCGGGAACCUUCAGGAUCGACCUCGAGGUUUCCACUGCUUUCGGAGAGGGAGAGCAGCGCGUGUCCCGUUUUGCCAUGGGGUGGGCGCUGUACCCUAUUACGUCAUAA